AUUACUAACCAACUUCACUUGCGUUGACGCAUCUUCGGGUUGCUUCGGAUGCCUGCUGUCGAUGUUGGCAUUUUUAUAAAAUAUAUAAACGUAAUUAAUUAAUGAUUACAAAAUGCCGAAUUCCUGUUGUUUCUUCCAAUUUAAAUAUCUUAUUGUUACUAUUUUAUCGGUAUUCUUGACACAUCGUGCUAAUGGAGAGGCAAUUAAACUUACCAGUAACAAUUUCGAUGAGUUAAUGAAGAAUGAAUUAGUAUUUAUAAAUUUUUAUGCUGAGUGGUGUCGAUUUAGUAAUAUAUUAGCUCCAAUAUUUGAUGAAGCAGCUGAUAAAUUAAAGGAUCACAUACCAAAAGAUGCGAGUGUGGUGAUGGGAAAAGUAGACUGUGAUAAAGAGUCUUCCAUAGCGUCGAAGUUUCAAAUAACCAAGUACCCAACGUUGAAAAUAAUCAAAAAUGGUCAGCCGGCCAAGCGCGAAUAUCGCGGUCAGCGAUCAGUCGAAGCAUUUAUCGAAUUUAUAAAAAAACAGUUGGAAGAUCCUAUUAAAGAAUUUAAAGAUCUCAAAGAAUUAACAGAAUUAGAUGAUAAGAAACGUAUGAUUAUCGGUUAUUUUGAUAGAAAAGAUGUUGCUGAGUACGAUAUUUUCCGUAGAGUUGCUACUAAUUUGAAAGACGAUUGUCAAUUUCAUGUCGGCUUUGGCGAUUCGAGUCGUGCUAUGCACCCGCCAAACCAACCAAUUAUUGUAUUUAGGCCCGAUAAGGCAUUAUCUAAUGACGAGGACGAAACUUACAAAGGAAGUUUGUUAGUUUUUGAUGAAUUAAACAUUUGGGCACAAGAAAAAUGUAUACCACUUGUACGUGAGAUAACAUUUGAAAAUGCCGAAGAAUUAACGGAAGAAGGAUUACCAUUCCUUAUAUUAUUCCACGCACCUGAUGAUGUGGAUAGUGUUAAAAAAUUCAAAGCUAUUGUUGCAUCGACGUUGACUGAUGAAAAACAAAAUGUAAACUUUUUAACGGCCGAUGGCUUCAAAUUUGCACACCCACUCCAUCAUUUAGGAAAAAGUCCAUCAGAUUUACCAUUGAUAGCAAUCGAUAGUUUCCGGCAUAUGUAUUUGUUUUCACAUUUCAAUGACAUUGACAAGCCAGGAAAAUUGAAACAAUUUUUACGUGAUCUGUAUUCGGGUAAAUUACAUCGUGAAUAUCAUUAUGGUCCCGAUCCAAGUAAUGAACUCUCUGAUGACCCAAAGGCACCUACAGUACCACCAGAGUCUACAUUUAAGAAGCUUGCACCCAGCAAAAACAGAUAUACAUUACUUAGAGAUGAACUAUAAAAACAGUCAUGUGAAUUAAUACUACAAAAAUUAAAAAAAAAAAAAAAAAAAAAAACAGCUCAAAGUGGUGAGUUUAUAAUUCCCUGACUUUUUAUUAUUUUAUUUAUUACAUUAUGAUAAAAUCGGCAUGACUUAUAAUUUUAUCUAUUGUAAAAUAUUAAACAAUAAUUUUUCGUAAUUACUUUACGUAUUAAAUUUAUAUAAAAUAAAACUUAACAAUCACUAAAUAAUUGAAUAGCAAAUAAGUUUAAUCUUAUCGAGGUGCAAUUGAUAAGAUUUAAUAAUAAUGAAUUAAUUAAUUAACUGAAUAUUUAAGUAAUAAAUAUGUUAAUGAUACUUAUUAUUUACUUAUGGUUUAUAGAUAAUUGAAAAUAUAUUUCUUUUUUUUUUCAUUAUUGGGACAGAAUUUAAUAUUAUUGAGUAAUUUGUUGCUUAAUCAAAUGAAUCAGGGAUAUUUAAACGGAGUACAAUUUAAAAAAGUACAGAAAUAAGUUAAAUAUUGAUUAUUUCUGAAUGUAAUUAGAAAUAAAAAUAUUAAAUAUAAUUGUUUAGGUUGCUCCGUAAAUUUAUUACUAUAUUAAUUAUUUCUUAUUGAAUUUCAUUUAGAGAACCUCUGACUUAUCAAUUCAAAAAACUACAAUCAAUUUAGAGGCAAUAAUAAUAAUAAUAAUCUCGAAAUUUAUUUUUAUUAUUUAUCUUUUCCGAGGGAUUAGACCUACAACAAAUAGUUUUGUACAAUCAUAAAAACAGAAGUUGAUGUUAUAAAUGUAAAUAUGCACACAUGUUUCAUAUUUGAUUAAAAUUAAUUUGACGAUUUUUUUAAUGAUACAAGUGUAUAGUGAAUACGUGCGUAAUUUUAUAUAUGAUGGAUGAAAUUAAACACUGCGAGAAAAACGAUUUAUUGUCGUGAUGAAUUUUCUUUUUUUAUAUCAUAUAAAUUGAUAAAUAUUAUUAUUUUACUUGCUAGUACAUUAAAUAAAUUAUAUGCAAGCUAUUAAAAAAAUUAUUAUGAUAAUGUUCUGCUAUUUGUAUAGACGAUGGUAUUAAUUUUAUUGUUAAUAAAAACCUGUCUAAGUCA
Molecule: messenger RNA, 2402 nt
Organism: Microplitis demolitor
Lineage: Eukaryota; Metazoa; Arthropoda; Insecta; Hymenoptera; Braconidae
Gene: ERp44
Product: endoplasmic reticulum resident protein 44
Exons: 6
Coding region: 113-1324 (403 amino acids)
Source: RefSeq, a predicted model, not a curated record